AUGUGUUUAAGUUUCUUAUCCUCUAAAGUUCUGGUGUUAGUGUUUAUGGUUUCAUGCAUCAACCAAGUUAAUAGCCAGAAAUUUUGCAAUGUAGAUGAUUUUGGUGCAGUCGGGGAUGGUAAAACUGAUAACACCAAUGCUUUUAGAAAUGCAUGGAAGCAAGCCUGCCAAUCAGGAGGCGCAGUGUCAAUGGUGAAUGGAACGUAUCUGUUAAAUACCAUCCAGUUUACAGGGCCAUGCAAUGGUCAAGUGAGCUUUAUGAUAAAUGCAGUAAUACAGGCUCACCAGGGUCGAUCUAAUACAAAUUAUUGGAUAAAUUUCGACAAUGUGGAUGGCUUGACUAUCCGAGGAAAUGGCACACUCGACGGCCAAGGAGCUUCGGCUUGGCCCUUCAACCCUUGCAGUAAUGCUGUAUCAUGCUUACCACUUACUCCAUCACUGAUGUUGACGAGGAUCAAGCAAUCACUAGUUCACAACAUAACAUUACUCAACAGCAAAGGUUUCCACAUGAAAAUUGAAAAUUGUGAGAACAUUACCAUCAAGAGCAUUACAAUAACAUCACCAGCUGAUAGCCCAAACACUGACGGAAUUCACACCGGAAACAUCAACUACGUUAAUAUUCUCAAUUCCAGUAUCAGCACUGGAGAUGAUUGCAUAUCCAUGGGGGCUGGAACGAGGAACAUCAAUAUCACUGGAGUUAUAUGUGGUCCUGGCCACGGCAUCAGCGUUGGGAGCAUUGGCAAGUAUCCCUCAGAACAAAAUGUGGAGGGCGUUAACGUACGAAACUGCACAAUGAGGUCAACACAAAAUGGUGUGAGAAUCAAAACAUGGAAUUCAACCUUUCAAAUAUAUGUUUCUGAUGUCACUUUUCAAGACAUUGUUAUGGAUAAUGCAAACAAUCCUAUUAUUAUCGAUCAACAAUAUUGUGGCGGGGGGCAUGAAUGCAUUGGGAGUUCGCAUGUUCAAGUAAAAGAUGUGAAGUUCAUAAGGGUUGAAGGAACAUCAAGAUCAAAAAUUGCAGUAAAUUUAAAUUGCAGCAGCAGUAAACCUUGUCGUGGGAUUGAGCUAAACAACAUCAACUUGAGUUUAGCAGAUGGAGGAAAUGCAACUUCUUCAUGUUCAAAUGCCUCUGUAUCUUAUAUUGGCACACAAAAUCCUGCCCCUUGUCAGGAGAAUUAUCUCUACUAUGAUGCAUAG
Daucus carota subsp. sativus is the source of this 1197-nucleotide messenger RNA. RefSeq names its product exopolygalacturonase-like. Gene Ontology annotation, molecular function: polygalacturonase activity. NCBI's taxonomy places the organism in Eukaryota, Viridiplantae, Streptophyta, Magnoliopsida, Apiales, Apiaceae. The transcript has 4 exons. Bases 1 to 1197 code for a protein of 398 amino acids. The record is from RefSeq and is a predicted model, not a curated record. Gene Ontology annotation, biological process: carbohydrate metabolic process.